Molecule: messenger RNA, 1707 nt
Organism: Gopherus flavomarginatus (Mexican gopher tortoise)
Lineage: Eukaryota; Metazoa; Chordata; Testudines; Testudinidae
Product: GRAM domain-containing protein 2A-like
Exons: 13
Coding region: 264-1298 (344 amino acids)
Source: RefSeq, a predicted model, not a curated record
CGGGGAAACCGUCACGAGGGAGAGUCCGGAGUCGCUGCGGCUAGGAGCGAGCAGCCCGUGGUGCGCCAGGGCUGCUCAGCGUCCACAUCAGCGCCGGCUUCUUGGGGCACGUCUCCCGGGCCGGCUCAGUCCCAGCAGGCAGCGAGUCAGAGCUUUGAACUCUCCUCUGCCUGCCCAGCUGAUAAAGCAGCGGCUGGGAGCGCGUGGCGGAGUUGCAGACGGACAGGCAGGAGCACGGCCGGGGGACCAGGACACCGUGGCCGAUGGAGCCCCAGCUCGGCGGAGUGGACACUGCCCUGGGCGAGGCAGCAGAGCCCUGCCUGGCUGACCCUGCCGCCAGCUCCGGGAAACUCAAGAAGAGCAAGAAGAAGAUGCUGGAGCCGAAGAAGUGGCAGAGCCUGGAGGAGACGGGGAGCGAUGCCCCCCAGCCAAGGAGGCACCCCAGCCUCUCCAGAUCAAAGACCUAUGACCCAUCCUUCUCCAAAGAGAGCGAACAGGAGCUGACCCUGGGUAGGCAGAAGGCCACCUCGUCCUCUUUAGCCAAGCACCUGGCGAGCUACCAGAAGGCCUUCAAGGAGAUGCCCGAGGAGGAGUCCCUACUGGACAGUGUCUCCUGUGCCUGGCAAAGGGAAGUCCCCUAUCAUGGGCGCCUCUACAUCUCCCAGAACUACAUCUGCUUCCACUGCAGCAUGCUGCUCUGGGACAUCAAGGUGGUGAUCCCCGUCUCCUCCAUCGCCAUCCUCAAGAAGGCCAACACGGCACUGCUGGUGCCCAACGCCCUCAGCAUUCGGACCGCGGAGGGUGAGAAGUUUCUCUUUGUCUCGAUGAGGACCCGGGAGGCCACGUACCAGCUGCUGCGAUCGGUCUGCAAACACCUGCAGGACAGGAGCACGAGCAUCAGCUCCCCGGCCUCGCCCGUCAACACCAGCUACGAGCUCUGCAAGAAGUCUCUGACCUCGAGCCAGUCGGACCUGGAACUGAACCCCCCCGAGUCUGAUGGCCUCCUGGACCAGCAAGAUGGGCUGGGCCCAAAGCAGAGCAGAGAGGACGAGGGCGAGGAGACAGCAGCGCCGAGCAAAGGGGGGGCAUGGCCAGGCACGCAGACAAAGAACAAGCCCAGGGGCUGGUGGGCGCAACUGAGCACCCUCAAUAUCGUCAUCCUCAUCUACCUGCUGCUGGUGGUGGUGCUGCUGCUGUCCUCGGGGUACAUCGGCCUGAGAAUCGUGGCACUGGAGCAGCAGCUGAUGUCAAUGGGGGCCUGGCCGGAGCUCGACCUACACCAAUACAAGACGACCUGAAAGCAGGGAGGAGUCAGGCUGCACUCAGCACCGGACCCUCGUGCCCAAAGGCCCAGGCUUGCUGCUGGCAGAUGCCGCCCCUGCCAACAGGCCGGAAUCCCGUGGCCACUCCUCAGCUCUCCCCCUCGUCCUGAGCUGCGUCUUGCCCUCAGCAGAGCUGGGGCUGAUUUUUAAGGCGACCAGGGGAGGGAAACAAAGCGACAAGGCCUGGCGCAGGAACAGCUCCUGGCUGAUGAAAUGCAGACAGAGCAGUGCUGGUGCCGAUGCAGGGGACAAGCUGAACUUCUCCUUCUGAGCGGUCGGGCACUUAAACCGUGUGCCUUAAAGAGCCCUGUGCUGCGUGUUAAUAGCCCACCAGCUCUCCCUUGGUGACCUGCAGAAGCCGCAGUGCAGCUGGCCCAUUGCGCGC